Mesorhabditis belari is the source of this 933-nucleotide messenger RNA. The record is from the annotation of a GenBank genome assembly. NCBI's taxonomy places the organism in Eukaryota, Metazoa, Nematoda, Chromadorea, Rhabditida, Rhabditidae.
AUGAUAUUCAUUGCAUACAAGGCCACUCCAAUGAAAAUGCUCGCCUAUCGGAAACAUCUUUUCGAUAGUUUGAUCUCAAGCGGUUUGUACAGUCUAACUGUCAUCUUAUUCUUCACAUUCUACGGGUUUCAACGAGAAAAUGACACCUCUUUCAACUAUUUCUCCGUGUCUUUGAUCUACUCACUGAAUUUGGGAGUUCCUUUACGGCCAUUGCUGGCUCUUCAAUUUUUAGCCGGAGUGAAUUGUGCUAGGGCGAUCAUUUUCUGCUUCAAAUUCCGAUUUGAAGCGGUUGUCUAUGGAAAGUUAAAAGAUUACUAUUCUUUAUAUCACAAAUAUUUCCUAAAUUCAUUGUUUACUAUACAAUUUCCAAUAAUUGCAGUUUUCAUUUGGACAUCUACCACUCCAACAGAUUUUCAAGUUGUUUUGUGCCAAACCUCUAUCAUCUUCUCAAUGCAUCAAAUCAUCGUUCAACCUCUCACAUCUCAUAUCACCGUUCUUUAUCUAAGCAUAAUCCUUGUGAUUUUGCUGACCUACGCACUUCUUCUCGGUUUUUAUAUCAUCGGCACAUACGUUUUGUUGUAUUUGAGCAAGAAAGUCGCCUUUCAACAAUCAGCCAAAACGCUGAAAGCACAAAAGUUUGCUUUUUGGAUGCUUCUUUUACAGACAGCUUUCUCCCUCUGGCCCGCCGUACUCGCUUCGCUAUUACUAAUUGCUACAUUUUUCAGCCUCUCUUCAGAGGCUUUACCUGCUUUUAACUUCAUCGUUUGGUUUCUAAUCGUUCCUUUUGGUUUUCUAUAUCCUUUUGCGAUUCUACUUACAACAAAACCCUAUCUAAAAUAUGUCAUCAAUUUACUCGCUAGAGGAAUGGAAAAGAAAAUUUCUACAGUUUCUUGGGUCAGUCCAUUAGAUACGAAUGGAAGGCAUCGAUUGUCG